AACUAAAAUAAUUGACAAUAACGAAUAAAAAAGAAAAACAUAUGCCCCAAGAAAUUGGGAAAACAAAAGACAUAUCACUCACAAUGGGCAGCACUGGCAGAGCGAAAAUUUAUAGAGACACCAUUCAAAGCAGGAUCGAACCUAAACAUCAUGUGAAGACGAUCACUCCUAUUGAUUGGAACCUGCAAAUGUACACAAGACCAUCAGUCAUCUGCAAGUUAAGCACCAGCUGUAACGGUGUUGGUUCAAACAUGAUACCCCGGCCGUCAUCCAGUAGUACACCUUUACAUCAAGAAUUUAAUCAUGGUCGGUCUUCAAAAGCUUUUCCUCUGAAUAGUCAAGAAGAGAAUUUUUCUUUAAUUCCCGCGUCGAAGAAAAAGUAUGAAGAUACAAUUGGACAUCUUUCGUUACGUAGAAAGAGAAGCAUCAGCGAGGACUGUCUUGAUGAGUCACAUCAAGUACAAGAUGAGAGUACCGCACACAAGCAAGAAGACCGAGUUAGCAAAACAGUACAAUUACAUUGUCCUUGGCACUACAGAAAGAGAACCAUUAUCCAAGCCAAUCCUGGAGAGCCACAUCCAGAUGAUAGUACUGCAGCCAAGCAAGGAAAUAAAUAUGCUACAGCACAUCCUACAUGGUCGUAUGGAAAGAGAUACAAAAGGCAGGCUAUUCUUGCCAAGCCUCAUCAAAGAGAAGAAGAGACUACUCCAUUCGAGGACAUAGCAAGACACGAUAUACUGUGGCUGCAGGGAAAGAAAGACUGUCCUGGUGAAAUUGUAGACGACAAUACUACCUUCAAGGAAGAAGGCUACGACAGGAACAAUAGAGGACAUCUUUUAUGGAUGCAUGGAAGGAGAAGAAUCAAGCAAGACUGUCCUGGUGAACCAUGUAAAAUUGUAUACGGCGGUACUACAUCCAAGGAAGAAGAUGGAAAUUAUAAGACUCAAGAUUUUCCAUUGUGCAAGGAAGAUCUAGGUGUGACCCAUCAAAAAGAUGACUUGAGUCUUGUAUUCAAAGAAGAAAGUGAAGAUACAACAGGGUAUGCUCAGUGGUUCAACAGAAAGAAAACGAUCAACAAGGAGGCAAGUCUUGGUAAACCUUAUGCAAAUAAAGGAGAAGAUGAAAGCAAGUAUAAAGACGGGAAUAAGAAAGGGCAUCUUUCAUGGCUAUAUGGUAAUGGAACCAUCAAGCAAAUUCGUAUAGUUGAGUCACACCAUAGAGAAGUCGAGAGGUCUGCACUCAAGGAGCAAGACAAAGAAGCAACAGUACACUUUCCAUGGUUGAAUGGUAAGAGAACCAUCAAGCAAGCCCGUCUAGGUGAGUCACACCAAAGUGCCAAGAGCAUCUCAUUCAGGGAAGAAAACGCCAACGAAAGAUGUCAUCAAGAACAACUUCCAAAUGACAAGUUUACGAAUCCCUCUGAGUACGAGGGAACAAACAACCUUCACGUCUCACGUCAAUCCCGUAAGGAAGACAAUAGGUCUCCUCCAAGGGCUUGUGAUUUCAUCCAACAACACGAUGUUGUUGGAUGGUCCAAUAUGGCCAGAGGCAUUACAAGAACAACUUGUCCAGUGUGCUACAAAAAGCUGAGCAGGUUUAACAAUUUAAAGAGCCACAUGCUAAUCCACACUGGUGAUAAACCAUACAAGUGUGCAUACUGCAGUAAAGCCUUCAAUCAGAUUGGAAACAGAAAUGCUCAUCAAAGAAUCCACACAGGCGAGAAACCCUACGCCUGCGAUUACUGUGGCAAGCGGUUUAGCUUCAGUUCUUCCAAGCACAACCACAUGAAGAUACACUGGAGUGCAAGAAACAGUAAAAUAACAGAAAACGCUUGAAAGGACAACUUUGAAUCAAACGAAGGAGAAUUAUUUAUUACGUUUUUUUUUGUGAUUCGACAAAAUAAUAUCCGAUUUAUAGAUUGUUUAGAGCAGAUCGAUGGUCUUAACUCAUUAUCUAAUAAUUUAUUAUUCCUAUGAUUCAUUAUUUUUAGUGUUGCAUCUUGAUUUUAAAACGGGAAUUCUGGAAUUAAUGUUAUUUCCUGCAUUUUAAGCCGGAAAAAUUUCAUUCUAUUCUUGGGGUGCAUGAAAGGUCAUAACCGCCAUUUUGGCUGACGUGGAUGAAAGAUUUGGUCUUGGUGUCUUUUGUCAUGACAACCAACAUGGCGGACACCAAUUGAGGGUGAAGUACAAAAAUGGGAGUGACCG
This is a messenger RNA of Actinia tenebrosa (Australian red waratah sea anemone), 2204 nucleotides long. RefSeq lists its product as uncharacterized. The record is from RefSeq and is a predicted model, not a curated record. NCBI's taxonomy places the organism in Eukaryota, Metazoa, Cnidaria, Anthozoa, Actiniaria, Actiniidae.